UUUUUUUGUUUUCUUGAAUGAAUACCGUUCUAAGGCUCAACAAGAGAUAUAUUCUCUUGCUGAUAACUGGCAUCUUUUUUAUCACAUUCCUUAUAAUCAACCAAAGACAUAGACCAGCUACUCCAGCUCCACCUUUACCUGUUAUAGACUUGCCUUCGUAUUGGCCAACACCUGUAGAACAGGCCGUAUGCAAACCUAAAAUAUACGUCUACAAGGCACCCGACAGCUUCCAAGUGUCCAAGCAUAUUCAAGAUUCAAAAUGCCACGAAUCCAACUACAAUUCAGAAAUCAUUCUCCAUAACCAACUGACUGAUCCAACCAGUCCGUUCUAUAAUCACUACGUUACUGAAAAUCCAGAUGAAGCCGAUUUCUUCUUUAUACCUUUCUUUGGAAGUUGUUAUCUCUAUAACUGCUGGUAUGAGAACAACUGGAAAUGGAACGAACGUUGUGAUGUCGAUAGCAAAUAUGUAGAUCCGAUGAUGGACAUGGUCAUCAAUGACUAUCCAUAUUGGAACCGGUCCAAUGGUAGAAACCACAUCAUGAUCCAUCCGAUGGAUCAGACAUUUACCUAUUAUAAGAGCAACCCUCGCUUUCAACCUGCGAUAUUUCUCAAGACAGUAGGAGACAAAAGAACCAAAUGGAUGCAUAGACACCGUUAUCACCGUGACAUUGUGAUUCCUUCAGCCACUCGAAUGAUCCACCAUCUCCGUGCUGAUCCUCUAGAUUAUCUCACAAACGAAGGCCAUCCAAAAUCAGGCAAAAGAGAUAUCUUUGUUCUCUUUCAAGGUUGUUGUGAUAAUGUUAAGGAAACAGAUGAAUACUCAAAUGGCAUCCGAUAUCUCUUUUUCAACUAUUUUUCCAAAUAUCGAGGAUAUGAGGUCGGUAAUACAUUAGCUGAUGAAGAGUAUUUGCAAAAGCUUGCUCGAGCAAAGUAUGGUCUGAGUCCCAUGGGCUGGACUCUGGAUACCACCCGUAUUUGGGAAUUUAUGGCAUUUGGUGUAGUACCUGUCGUGAUCGCAGAUGGUAUCAUCGAGCCAUUUGAAUUUGACGUUGAUUGGGACUCGUUUAUUGUACGGGUGCGACGAGAUGAAGUACACCGCUUGGAUGAAAUUUUGAGAAACAUUGAUGAUGCAACCUAUGAAUACAAACGAAAGAAACUUUGGGAGUAUGGUCGCCGUGUUGGUCUCGAGAAAGAUGCCUGGCACUUUAUUGUACGAGAGCUGUGCCGUAUGGAAGGCAUCAACAAACCUGUCAAUCUUGGAUUAGGCUAUUAAUAAUAAUAAUAAUAAUAA
Messenger RNA from Rhizopus microsporus ATCC 52813, 1292 nucleotides. RefSeq lists its product as uncharacterized. Gene Ontology annotation, molecular function: glycosyltransferase activity. The record is from RefSeq and is a predicted model, not a curated record. The coding region runs from base 18 to 1274 and encodes 418 amino acids. NCBI's taxonomy places the organism in Eukaryota, Fungi, Mucoromycota, Mucoromycetes, Mucorales, Rhizopodaceae. The transcript has a single exon.